GAAGGAAAACGUCCUCAUGUGGCAGCCUCACUGGCACAGAUUCAGAGGACAGCAUGUCAUCAGCCGGAGUUAGCGAUACGAGCCGCCCGAGUUGUUCGGGCAGGAGUCAGAGGGGUACCGGCUCAUCCAAAGCGCUGGAUGCCAUUUUCGAGCGCGCGCGGGCAGGGAAGGCUACCAACAAUGUGACGCCUCGUGCUGAAGGAUCGCUGUCCACCACAGCAUCAUCCCAGGGAUCGAGUCCGCGCUUUGUGACUCCCUUGGAGCGAGGCGCAUUGGAGUCCCCAAAGCCCACCAUGGCUGGUGCUGCUUGGGUGCUAAUGCAGUUGUGCAAGCAGGAGACUCCCAGUCAGGA
This is a messenger RNA of Cladocopium goreaui, 352 nucleotides long. The record is from the annotation of a GenBank genome assembly. Lineage: Eukaryota; Dinophyceae; Suessiales; Symbiodiniaceae.